CCGCCCGCCCGUCCGGCCAGGCAUGAACGCGGAGACCUGCGUCUCCUACUGCGAGUCUCCGGCCGCUGCCAUGGACGCCUACUACAGCCCGGUGUCGCAGAGCCGGGAGGGCUCGUCGCCUUUUAGGGGCUUCCCCGGAGGCGGCGACAAGUUCGGCACAACGUUCCUCUCGGCCGCCGCCAAGGGCCAGGGAUUCGGGGACGCCAAGAGCCGGGCCCGCUACGCCGGAGGUGGCGGCGGUGGCGGCGGCGGCGCGGGGCAGCAGGAGCUGGCGACGCCCCUGGAGAGCGGCGCGGGGGCGCGCGGCUCCUUCGCCAAGUUCCAGCCGCAGCCGCCCAGCGCGCAGCCCCCGCCGGCCGCGCAGCCCCCGCAUCUGUACCUGCCGCGCGGCGCCUGCAAGACGCCCCCGGACGGCGGCCUCAAGAUCCAGGAAGGCGGCGGCGGCGGCGGCGGCCCGGCCCUGCAGGUCUCCUGCUACGCCAAAGAGAGCUCCCUGGGAGAGCCGGAGUUGCCCCCCGACUCCGACGCCGUGGGGAUGGACAGCAGCUACCUCAGUGUGAAGGAGGCUGGGGUGAAGGGGCCCCAGGACCGGGCCAGCGCUGACCUCCCCAGCCCCCUGGAGAAGGCCGACUCCGAGAGCAACAAGGGCAAGAAGCGGCGGAACCGAACCACCUUCACCAGCUACCAGCUGGAGGAGCUCGAGAAGGUCUUCCAGAAGACGCACUACCCGGACGUGUACGCGCGGGAGCAGCUGGCCAUGAGGACGGACCUCACCGAGGCCCGCGUGCAGGUCUGGUUCCAGAACCGCAGGGCCAAGUGGAGGAAGAGGGAGCGCUUCGGGCAGAUGCAGCAGGUUCGGACCCACUUUUCCACCGCCUACGAGCUGCCGCUGCUCACCCGGGCUGAGAAUUACGCCCAGAUUCAGAACCCGACCUGGAUUGGCAACAACGGGGCCGCCUCGCCGGUGCCCGCCUGUGUGGUCCCCUGCGACCCGGUGCCCGCCUGCAUGUCCCCUCACGCGCAUCCCCCAGGUUCAGGAGCCAGCAGCGUCACCGACUUCCUGAGUGUGUCUGGGCCCGGUGGCCACGUGGGCCAGACGCACGUGGGCAGCCUGUUCGGGGCGGCGGGCCUCAGCCCCGGCCUCAAUGGCUACGAGCUGAAUGGGGAGCCGGACCGCAAGACCUCGAGCAUCGCAGCACUGCGCAUGAAGGCCAAGGAGCACAGCGCAGCCAUCUCCUGGGCCACAUGACAGGGCCCCUGCUGCCCGUCCCUGUGCCCGCCAUGCCUGCGCUUCCCAGGACCCCAGCUCCCCACUCGACUUCCUCUUAGGAACCUGGCCUGGCCCAGGGGCCUGACCCUCAGCACUUUCAGCCACCCCAAGUCUGAAGCCCUGGGGACUGCAGGAGGGAGGAGCACAGACCCUGUGUGGCUCCCUGGCACCGAGGCAGCGACUUGUGCUCCAGGCACUGGCAGUGAGACAGCAAGGUGCCCAAUCCUGCAGCUUCGUGCCCACCAUGAGCUGAAGCCCUCUGUCCCCUCCUGCUCCUCUGCCCACUGCUUUGACCUUGUGUCAAAGUUAGCAGUGACAGUCAGUCCGGUCCGCCUGUCCCUCUUCUGUGGAAUCCGCUGGUCUCCGGGCUAAUGGCUGUGUGUCUGAGACCUGGCUCCUGUUCCCGUUUCCUGAAAGCACACGAAUCUUGCUUCCUGGAACCAAGGCACCCAACUGGGACCCACGACUCCAGCAUGGCUGCCCCUGCACUGGACAUGUGUGGCGGCCCAGGCAGGAGUGGGAGUCUGGGACCUGCUGCCAUCCUGGAAGGUGGCCAGACACUGGCGUCCUGAGAUUGGUUCUGGCGGACACUGCAUGGAGGAGCCAGGACCCCUGCGGCCACCAUGUGCUGGAGGAGGAGCUCCGGGAGAGUGAUGGCAUCGCACAGCCGCACCGGGAGGUCUGGGUGGCUCUGUCUUCCAUCUGCUUGGUGCUUAUGUCUCCCCAGGGCCCUGCAGGAGGAUCUGGGGUACCUGUGUCUCUCUUGCCUCCCCAACCCACCACUCUUGGAGUGAAAGGACUUACAACUCGGAAUACAUAAGCUAGGGCUAGGGGGGUCAAGAGCGGUGUCCCCAGGCUCUGCCAGGGCACUCAGGGCCAUACUCAGGCUCAAGGCAGGGCGGCUGUUCCAGCCUAGGCCUGUCCGCCCCAUCCACCACCUCUGGCACAGUGUCAGACCCAGCGGGUGGGGAUUCUGUGUUCCUGCAGCCUAGGGGACAGAGCUGUGCCCUGUUACAGAGCUUCUUCUACGAGCUCUCAGAGAGCCACCUCCUGCUGCUUCCUGGGGAACAGUUCUGUCCCGCUCUUUGCCUCCUGAAGCUAGGCUUAUGGCCUGCAGAAACAGGGCUCCUGGUCCUGCCUUCCCCCAGCGAGAGUCAGAUCCUCUGGGGGACGCUAGCUCUCGAGUUGAUCUUAAGAGAAAGCAGUCUUGGACAGUGGAUUAAAUGUUCCCCAAAGUGUGUCUUUCAGAUGUUUGAGGAUCGUGGAGUGACUCUUAGGGAUCCUCCUCUGGUUCUGGGGUGGAAGGAGAGGCCGGCCCAGGUCCUUCUCAAAGGCCUCAUGGUGAGGGAGGAACUUGCUUACAGUGCAGAGAGCUAGGACAGGGCCAGGAGAGGAAGGUGAAGGAGGGCUUUGUGUGGAAUCUUCUAGAAGGGACCUCCUUAGAGACACUUCGUUCCUUUGUGAGUCUGUGCCCAGGCCAGACCCCCGUCAGGCAAAUGUCAACCCGGAUUUGGGGAAGAAAGAGCCUCCAGUGAGGGAAGGCUGGGUGAGCAUGGCUGCCUCUUCCCUGAUGGGGCCAAGAUGGGUUCAGGACUGUGUGCUGGUGUCAGAUGCCUCUUUUUUCUCCCUAGAGGUAGCUACUCACCCCCAGCCUGCCUGCCCCUCAGGACAGAGGGUCACCGAGUUGGAAGAGAUCUCAUAUGCCCCCUCGAUAACCAGUCCCUUCACCCGGAGCAGAGUGACCCAGGCCCUCAAGGUGGCUGGUGCUGGCCAGAGAGGACAUGGAGGGGAUCCUGGUUCUUUCCAGCAGGGACAGCUGCAGCAGUCCCAAGGGUGGCCAGCUGGCAUCCUCAGAGGCUGAGGCCCCUGGAGGUGGCAUGAAGACUCCCUGUGGCGUGGCGCCCGCUCAGCCAGUAUGUGGCAGGGCUGAGGGUUGCCUUUGCUGUUUUCUGAGGUCUCCACAGAGGAGGCAGCUUGGCCAUAAAGUGGUUGUAACCGGCCAUGGAGUGGGCACCGUCCCCAGGUCUGGGAGCCCAGAGUCUCUGGAGGGCCACAUGCCCAGAUCUCUGCCACCUCCAGAAGUCCCUUCUGUCCAGGCCCAGCGUGUGAGGGCCAUCAAACCAUCCCUGAUUUCUUGUAACUAUACUUGAUGCCCACCUGGAGGGCAGGUUAGAGUCGCUGUGACGGGCAGGACACAGCACGAGUGAGGGGUCCCCAGCACACACCGCUGUGACCACACCAUAUCCAUUUCUUCUUUUUUGCUGGGAGAUCAAGAACAUUUCCAUGACCAUACUGCACACCCUGUGUCUCCAGUCAUCCACUCUGUGGGCUACAGUGGGGACAUGGGGCUGCUGGCAUGCUGGAUGAUCCUGCCUGUCGAGGGCAAAGGCAGACAGGCCUGGCCGGGAGAGGGCAGGACUCGCCCCCUAGGAUAACAAUCCACAGUCACACAAUCGACAAGUGAGACAGUGACAAACUCCAUUUCCCAGGGUCACACCAACCCCAGUCAUUUCUUUCAGGAUGCCCAAGGGAAGGAGAGUGUUCCUGUCGGGUGGUAUCGGUGGCAUUGAACGAGAUGCUUGCCCUCCUUUGUCGCCCUUCCCUGUCAUGUAGAGUAGGCCUUUAUACUACUGAUUUUGAGGACAGUUUCAGUGUCGAGUAACCCGUGUUGGUGUGCAGUGGUUAACACAGCCGAGUGCGAGGAGGAACGUGGACCUCAGCCAAUACUAACUGUCUCAGUGUAAGAUAGUUUAACCCUGUAUAAAUGCAACUUUUCCUUUAGCUUAACGGCCUGGGGUGGAAUAUUAAAAAAAAUCUAUUAAAAAUACAUUAAAAAUUCAGAAAAAAA
Messenger RNA from Cavia porcellus (domestic guinea pig), 4118 nucleotides. RefSeq names its product ALX homeobox 4 (gene Alx4). The record is from RefSeq and is a predicted model, not a curated record. Lineage: Eukaryota; Metazoa; Chordata; Mammalia; Rodentia; Caviidae. Gene Ontology annotation, biological process: regulation of transcription by RNA polymerase II. Bases 23 to 1249 code for a protein of 408 amino acids. The transcript is spliced from 4 exons. Gene Ontology annotation, molecular function: DNA-binding transcription activator activity, RNA polymerase II-specific; RNA polymerase II transcription regulatory region sequence-specific DNA binding.